Penicillium roqueforti is the source of this 2838-nucleotide messenger RNA. RefSeq names its product RNA recognition motif domain-containing protein. The coding region runs from base 1 to 2838 and encodes 945 amino acids. The record is from RefSeq and is a predicted model, not a curated record. NCBI's taxonomy places the organism in Eukaryota, Fungi, Ascomycota, Eurotiomycetes, Eurotiales, Aspergillaceae. Gene Ontology annotation, molecular function: RNA binding. The transcript has 2 exons.
AUGUUGAAACCCUUCCAAAUCAGAAACCUUCGGGUAUCCCAACCCGGGCAGUCUGCGGAUUCUCGUACUCCUGCAGGAGUUGUCCAAAUCUCUGCUACAGAUUACGAUGAUUUGGCGUCAAACCAUCCCCGCGCAAGGUUGACUUACAUGGAUGACGAUGAUGAUGACGAAACAAUCACCGUUGGAUCCGCUUUCGAGCUAUCUCAACGCCUUGAGGAGCCCCUAGACACUAACACACAGCUUGAAUCCGUCGAACUCUCUCCCCAAGAUAUCCCCAUGCACAUCUUUGAUAUUCGUCGAUCAAACUCCGUGACCGAGUUGUGGAAGCGAUUUGAAGAUAACGUUCCAAAACAAGGCAUGGCUGAUGAAAAGGACGAGACGCAAGCUACUUCUAAAACUAUUGUUCUCGAGGAGCAACAUGAAGUCCCAGCUCCUCAUAUCACGACCUCGCCGUCGGUCUCUAGGGACCAGCCUCGAUCUCUCAUGGAAGCAUUCGAAGCUGAGCUAGCAGACAUUCUCAAUGACGCUGAGUACUCGAAGAGUCGAGUACCUGAACCUGACUCGCCACCGACUGGGUCAUCAACCAACACAGACUCAGGGCGAUCCCCUCAUCCCGUUGAGAUUUUGGCAGCACAGGUUCUAGACCACCUGAUCAACGGAGCCACUAUGGUACAAUCUGAAUGGAGAUCAAAAAUACCCGAGCUACAGCGACAAGUACACAAUGCUCAGAAACAAUUUGAGGCUGCACAGAGAACUCUGCCUCAGAAUGUGCAAGCCUCAUUGCGGACACUACUCGCCACUGUUGAGGCUCACCUAAGAACCGCUUAUAAUAAUCUUCCAGAUGGCGGAAGGCAAAUGGCAGAAGAUGCCUUCCAGGCAGGAAGGCCUGUUGCUGAGAAUGCUGCUGAUGGUUUUCGUAUGAUGGCCUCCGAACUCAACGAAGUCGGAAGAACAUUAUUUGCCGCAUUUGAAAGCGAGUUUGGGCGCGCUACACCAACAGCCUCUGCGUCGACCCCGGCUUCUGAGAUGCCAAAUUCUAGAGCAACCGGGCCGUUCUUUAACUCUAGUUCAAGCAAUGAAUCUGCGGCUCCGAGCACUUUGUACCAGAACUCAGGCGCACAUUCUUCAAGCACAGCCAGAAACGAAAAGUCAACGGUAGACUCAGGUCAUCCGCACUCAUCUAAUACUGCACAAGCAGGAGUACCCCCUAUCCAAAGUUGUCAUGGUCAACCCGCAUCCCCUCACUCAAAUCACUGGGCACCUCCCGCAUGGCCUGCUCCGUCCUGGAAUCCAUUCCAAACUUAUAACGCACCCCCGCCUCCGUGUCCUCCACCACCGGCAUCGCUGCCGAACUUCACUUACUGGCCUCAAAGGCCACCUGCGCCUCCGCCUCUUCCUACGUUCAAUUCCCCGUUGAAAGCUACACAGACAUCGAACGUCAUGUCUGGAGAAUUGAAAACCGAUUCAGCAACUAAGUCCUUGUUUAUUGGGAAUGUUGGUUUCAAGGUUACCGAUAAGAUGAUACAGGAUGUGUUUGCUGCCAAGGGAUUCCUUGUCGAGGUGGAUCUCCCAUUAGAUACCGCAUCAAAAACACAUGCAGGCUUCGGCUACGUUCAUUUCCCCUCGGAUUAUCCGGCUUUUGCUGCAAUGGAAGCAUUGCAAGGUGCUGUCAUUGAUGGUCACUCGAUAAACCUUGAGCCUAUGUAUCGUUCCCCCAUCGAAGGUGUGCGUCCGGUGCAGAUUUCACCCAAUGCCAGUACAACCACACACGACACUCAGACAGACAGCGCCCCGGAUGAGACGAGCGAUAUAACCGAUGCUCCCUCUGAGCGAAACAGUACCACAUCGGGGCCCUUUGCCUACCCGCUUGCUAUCAAGCUACAAAAUAGUCCAUCCAAGCCUGGCAAAACGGAUAAUCAGACGGGACCGUCCGCACUACUUGAUUCCCCAAGUGACGAUCCUGCAUUUAGCGCACGUUUCCCCUCGCUUCUACCCGAGACGAGUGCACAGCGUAACGAUCCAUUGAGUGAUCAAGGUGUUUCCUCAUAUUCGCACACGGAGUCUGGUUUCCCACCUGUGUCUCAAUGGGAAGCCCAACUUCUUUCAAAUCGGCAGGAACACCGCGGAGCAGAACCUAUACCUGGUGUUUUGCAUAGUCAAUCACCAAACGACCUAGAACACCCUGAGGUACUCUCAACUCACGGUUCACCCUUGCAUCCUACCCCGAAGGCAUUUGCUGGAUCUCAACCAGCUUCUCGUCUAGAGGCAGCCGGCAAUCCGUCAUCGAUCGUUGGUGCUAGACGACCUUCCGACCAUAGUAAAUCAAUGCAAGAUCAAAUCGGUCAUUCUUCCGGUGCCAAGGAGACUGUGCGCCCAGUGCUAGAUGUCAAUGACCCCCAGUAUGCGGUCAAACUGAAGCGUCGAGUUACUGAGCACCAAACUUAUAAACCAAAUCAUUGGAACGCUGCGGAGACUGGCCGUCGUAAUCCCCUCGGUCAUUCCGCAAGCGUGCGUCGUCCUGCAGACACAUGGGCUCGGCUGUCUAGGCGAGAACGAAAUGGUGUAUCUUCUCACGAGCGAAUCCCCGGAAGCUUCCCAGUGGACGAUACAAUGAGGGUCGAACUCCCCAGCACUCAUGAUACCAAUGUUCCUGAGUCGGAUGACGGGACAAUCGAACAAUGUGUCUCUGCUCUUGUCGACAUGGGCUACGGGGCUGGACAGGAGGGCGGACGGUCGAGGAUGGCUGUGUAUGCAGCCAUGGCAAAUGGUGUCCUCACGGAUGCGAUUGAUAUGAUUGAAGAGGAAAGACAGAUCUAUGAACGGCGGCCUUCGCAGUGA